AUGUUUCUGGCUCAGCAUAUAUUGUACAAUAUACCAAUUUACAAGGUGGUUCCUUUUAUAUUAUCAAACAACCCAUUACUAAAAAUUAGUGUUCAUUAUGUGCCUUUUAAUACAACUAAGAUUAUUGGUCAAGGAUUACCAUUAAAAUACGUGUCAAUUAUACGAAAUCAAUAUCCCCCACAAUUAAAAAAGCAUUUAGUUUUACAAAUUAAUGAAACUUCAUUGUUCAGAAAUCAAAUGUUUUUCUUUAUAAAGCACUUGAUUAUGAAUACUGAAGUAUCAUUAAACUUUAUGUCCGAGUGUGAUUUUAGACUUCCUACAGUGUUUAAAUCUUUAGAGCAAAUGAUUGCAUUGAAUUUUUUUAAAACUAAUUUUAUAUGUGAUUGUUUGAUUACCAACUUUGAUGCUAGAAGCACCAUGCAAGAUUAUAACCGACAAUUUUCAUUUAAUCAAACCAAAUGGAAAAUUUUUCGGGCAUUCAUGAAAAAAAUACAUCCAUAUAACCAUAACUACUACAAACAAUUCGGAUUAAACUAA
This is a messenger RNA of Ascoidea rubescens DSM 1968, 537 nucleotides long. RefSeq lists its product as uncharacterized. The record is from RefSeq and is a predicted model, not a curated record. Lineage: Eukaryota; Fungi; Ascomycota; Saccharomycetes; Ascoideales; Ascoideaceae. The transcript has a single exon. The coding region runs from base 1 to 537 and encodes 178 amino acids.